Gossypium raimondii (Peruvian cotton) is the source of this 1833-nucleotide messenger RNA. Its product is annotated as probable beta-1,4-xylosyltransferase IRX9H. NCBI's taxonomy places the organism in Eukaryota, Viridiplantae, Streptophyta, Magnoliopsida, Malvales, Malvaceae. Gene Ontology annotation, cellular component: Golgi membrane. The record is from RefSeq and is a predicted model, not a curated record. Bases 155 to 1291 code for a protein of 378 amino acids. The transcript has 4 exons. Gene Ontology annotation, molecular function: galactosylgalactosylxylosylprotein 3-beta-glucuronosyltransferase activity; xylosyltransferase activity. Gene Ontology annotation, biological process: glucuronoxylan biosynthetic process; plant-type secondary cell wall biogenesis.
ACGAAGAGGAAGGGAAAAGAAGCAGUCCGCCUCCGCGCUCAAAACAAAAAUCCAGCUCUGCCCCUUAACUUCAAUAGAUCUCAGCCCUUUCUCUUUUCCCAGUAUGUGAUUUUCCUUUUCCAAAAAGAAAAAAAUUAUUUUGUCAACUAAUCAAAUGGCUUCGAUCCGUCGGACUCUUUCGCCGGCAUAUCAUGACCGUUCGUAUCAGAAUGGCGCCGGGUUCUCCUCUCCCUCUAACAAGUUUUUACCCAACGGUAGCAGUAAACAUUUCUCCUCUUCGCAUUUACCCUUUUUAUUCAACGCCGUAAAUAUAGUGUACCGCAAAGGGUGGCGGCGGUCUUUCUGCAGGUGUCUCUUCUUUUUUGUAAUAGGGUUUGUCUUCGGAAUUGCUCCGUUCGGAUACUCCGAUACCGAUGUCCGAGCCAAGGAUUUUACUUUCCCCGAACUCAAACCGCCACAUGCCAACCUCCGAUUCGACGAUCAGAUUGUUACUUCUGUUUCAUUGAGCGUUAAUACGAAAUUGUUGGAACCGAAGGAAUCGACCGAUAUAAUCGAGCCGUUAAAGCAGUUAAUCGUUGUCACGCCGACUUAUAAUCGGGGAUUUCAAGCGUAUUUCUUGAACAGGUUAGGGCAAGUUUUGAGGUUAGUGAAGCCGCCGUUGGUUUGGAUUGUGGUGGAGGAGAAAGCGGCGUCGCAUGAGACGGCCGAGAUUUUGAGGAAAACCGGGGUUAUGUAUCGGCACGUGUUAUGUGCGUUCAACUCUAGCAGCGUGAAGGAUCCAAGGGUUCAUCAAAGAAACGCCGCUUUGGAACAUAUCGAACGGCAUAAGCUCGACGGGAUCGUGUUUUUCGCCGACGACGACAAUGUCUACACGCUCGAGUUGUUUGAAAGCUUGAGAACUAUCAGCCGUUUCGGAACUUGGCCUGUUGCCAUGCUUGCACAAAGCAAAAACAAGGCAAUUCUGGAAGGUCCAGUAUGCAAUGCAAGUCAAGUAAUUGGAUGGCACACUAAUGAUAAAAGUAAAAGACUCCGUAGGUUUUAUGCUGAUAUGUCAGGAUUUGCUUUCAACAGCUCUAUAUUGUGGGAUUCAAAAAGAUGGGCGCGCCCCUUCUCAAACCCAAUUCGACAGUUAGACACAGUGAAGGAGGGUUUCCAAGAAAGCACAUUUAUAGAGCAAGUGGUGGAAGAUGAAAGUCAAAUGGAAGGUAUACCACAUGGUUGUUCAAGGAUUAUGAACUGGCAUCUCCAUUUAGAUACAGACAAUCUUUUUAUCCCAAAGGCUGGUUACUAGAGAAGAAUCUAGAGGUUAUUUUGCCUAUUAAGUGAUGGAAGCUCAUCUCUACAGUUCUUUUUAUGCGGAGGGCUUAAUUGGUUCUGCCCAUAGUUUCUGCUGGUGGCACAGUAGUUCAAACUUAUCUGACCAGAUUUGCCAUCAUCGUCAUCUUCAUAUCGUAGCGUAUGCCGAUAUUCAUGUGACAUUGGCAAAGAAACUAAAGGUUUGCAGUAUUCUUUCUAGAGUUUGAGUAUGAAUAUUCUUCGGAACAAAUUUUGUUCAUGUAGAGUUCUGGUGUUUUGGGGGUUUAAUUUGGUAUUUUUCAGGAGCAGUUUACAUACACCACAAAAGGUGGGGUUUGUUGUGGAUCCAUUGUUUAUAUACCCUGUACUUAAGCAUCGUUGUAUGGCGAUAUCAUACUUGUCUGAAGGCAGCAUUUUCCUUUAACCUCAUCCUUGUAGGCUCAUGAUUUCUCUUGUGUUGUUUUGAAGGUAUUGUUUUCAGAAUUGGGAUGCUUGAACAGGUUACAUGUUGAGAAUUCAUUCAAUUAUUUCAAUAUA